Molecule: messenger RNA, 2046 nt
Organism: Trichomonas vaginalis G3
Lineage: Eukaryota; Parabasalia; Trichomonadida; Trichomonadidae
Product: ribonuclease inhibitor domain-containing protein
Exons: 1
Coding region: 1-2046 (681 amino acids)
Source: RefSeq, a predicted model, not a curated record
AUGCUUUUCAGCCUGAUUAGCCUUGCAUUGAGCUCUUGUUCUGAUUCCAAAACUUUCAUAUUCAUAUCACCAUAUAAAGGAGUUACAUAUGCAAACUGCACAUGUAUGUUAACUGCAAAUACUAGAAAUAGUUUGCCAAGUGAUUGGACCGUGCCAAGUACUGUUAAUUAUAAUGGUGAUGCAUAUACUGUAAUUGCUAUUAAAGAUUUUUCAUCUUACCAAUUUACAUCAAUAACAUUCCCCGAUUCGAUUCAAAGAAUAGAUUCAAAAGCAUUCCUGGCAAACACAAUAAAAAGGGUUACAUUUGGAACAGGAUUACAAUAUUUGGGAAGUGGUGCAUUCAAAAACGCGUAUCUUGGAACCGUCAUUCUUCCGAACACAUUUAAACUUCUGUAUUUAUCUGCAUUUGCAAGAGCAACAGAAAUAAUAAUUCCAUAUGGAAUACAAGCUUUUGGAGAUGAACCAUUUAACAACUCUAAUACAUUAAUCAAUAUUAAAGGCAAUUAUCCCUCAGAUUCAAUUCAAAUCCUCAAUGCAGAUAAGAUUUAUUACUAUGGAACUGAUGAUUGCUUAACAAUAACUGGUACAGUAAGGAAAAUAUAUGUAACAGCUAAUUAUAAAACAUCAACAUUAGGUGGUAAACCAGCAACUGUUUGCUUACAAGGAGAUUUCAGGUUCGAAGCAAAAACAGCUAGUCCAUUAACAUAUGCUGCUGCAGAGUAUUUCGGAGCUGAUAGAACUCCAUCAGUCCCAGCAACAUUCAAUGAAGGCAAAGUCACACAAAUAGGCCAGAAUUUAUUCAAAGAUAACACAAUUAUAUCUUCAUUUGUAAUCGGAAAAAUUAUUUUGAAAAUAGGCGAUUAUGCAUUUUCAGGGUGUACCAAUCUGAGAAGGAUUACAUUUGAAGAGAGUUGCAAAUUAAUUGAAAUAGCAAGCUAUGCUUUUUCAGGUUGUGCAUCAUCUAGCUUUACUUCAAUUGUUCUUCCAAAAACUGUGAAUAAAAUUGGGGCAAAUGCAUUUUUGGGAUGCAUUAAAUUAACUACUGUAACUUUACCAAGUUUAAUAACAUCAAUUGAUCCUUCAUGCUUUUCAAAUUGCCCAUUAGAAACAGUCAAUAUUAUUGACUCUGGAGAUGGAUAUAUUUCAACUUAUGAAGGAUGCUCAACAUUAACAGGAAAGGUUAUUAUUGGAGACGGAAUUACCGAAAUCGAUAGUUUUGGAUUUAAAGGAACAAGAAUCAAAAAUGUUCAAUUCAAUUCGGUUACAACCAUCAAAGAAGGUGCAUUUGAACAAUCUUCACUGCAAUGCAUUUUAAUUUUACCUGCAACAGUUACAACAGUUGAAGUGGAUGCAUUUUCUAAAUGCGCUGAUCUAUCCAGAGUUUAUUAUUGCGGAACAUCCAAAUUUGAUCAAAAAGCAUUUAAUGAAAACUCAUUCACAAAGAUUUAUGUAUUAUCAACUUAUCCAGAGUCAAAUAUAUUCGGCUUAACCUCAAAUAAAGUACUAAAUGAGCAAUGUCAGGAUCCUGAAUCAGCAGAUCAAUGCCCAAGUCAUGAAAAGCCAAUAAUUAUUGAGCCUGAUGAUGAAACAAAGUCUGGUGGUGGCUCUACAUCAGGAGGUUCCACUUCUGGAGGAUCUACAUCAGGAGGUUCUACUUCUGGUGGCUCUACAUCAGGAGGUUCUACUUCUGGAGGAUCUUCAUCAGGAGGUUCCACUUCUGGUGGCUCUACAUCAGGAGGUUCUACUUCUGGAGGAUCUUCAUCAGGAGGUUCCACUUCUGGUGGCUCUACAUCAGGAGGUUCCACUUCUGGUGGCUCUACAUCAGGAGGUUCCUCUUCUGGUGAUGAAGUAUCAAAAGAUAAUAAAGAUGGAUCUCUUGUUAAAGAUGCCGCCGAAAGUCUCAAUAAACUACCAGUCUGGGCUAUAGUCCUAAUAUGCCUUGGAGUUGUUGGAGUAAUUGUUGCAGUAAUUAUUAUGGCGUUACGUUCUCAAAUUACACAAUUCUGUGGGGAGUGUAAUAUAAUUAAAGGCCAAGCUGAAGUUUAA